This is a messenger RNA of Acanthopagrus latus (yellowfin seabream), 3920 nucleotides long. RefSeq names its product guanine nucleotide-binding protein G(q) subunit alpha-like. Bases 636 to 1760 code for a protein of 374 amino acids. Gene Ontology annotation, molecular function: G-protein beta/gamma-subunit complex binding; GTPase activator activity; guanyl nucleotide binding. The record is from RefSeq and is a predicted model, not a curated record. The transcript has 7 exons. Gene Ontology annotation, cellular component: heterotrimeric G-protein complex. Gene Ontology annotation, biological process: adenylate cyclase-modulating G protein-coupled receptor signaling pathway; phospholipase C-activating dopamine receptor signaling pathway; action potential. NCBI's taxonomy places the organism in Eukaryota, Metazoa, Chordata, Actinopteri, Spariformes, Sparidae.
UAGUUCCCAUAAUGUAAUAGUGAAAGCCCACACGGUUUCCCAUCAGAGCUCAGCCCUCCGUCACAUGCUCGCUGCCGCUCUCCACGCAGGACAGACAGACAGGAGGCAGCAGGACAAAACAAAACCCGGACACAGAGGGAGGAGAACACCGAGUAUCUCCUGUAGACUGCAACAAAGCGUAGCGGUUUCUUUUCCUUUCUGUGGCUCUUGGAGAGGACAUGACUUUUGCCACUUUUUGUUAUUUUGCGGCGCUUUAAAAGUGAAACUCCGCCAUAUUCAGCCUACCACGCCCGGAGCUGCAGCUGAACAGCAGAGAAGAGAGAGGAGGAGGAGGAGGAGGAGGAGAGGGGGAAAGCCUUUUAGCUGCUUCACUUAAAGUUGUUGCACAAACUUAAUUUCCUCUUCACAAAGAGAGGAACAAGGUAAAACAAACGGCCUAGAGAUUAACUUCCUUUACAUUUGCAUUUUGUUUCCAGCUCAGGAGAAAGAGAGACACAGAGAGAAAGAGAGAGCCACAGUGUUGUUGUCGCGCAGAAGAGAGACUCAAGAGGGGUUAAUGAAAAUAAAUUGACUUAAGGAUACUCGGGGUUUUUUUUUCUUCUUCUUCUCCUUCUCCUUCCUCUAUAACCGACAUUAUGUAUGUGUGUGUGCCCUGGAGGGGGACGUGUUAUCCAGGAGGAAUGACUCUGAGCUCUGUCGGGGCUUGCUGCCUCAGCCCGGAGGCCAAAGAGGCUCGCAGGAUCAACGAUGAGAUUGAGAGACAGCUCCGCCGGGACAAGAGGGACUCCCGACGGGAGUACAAGCUCCUUCUGCUCGGAACUGGUGAAAGCGGGAAGAGCACUUUCAUCAAGCAGAUGAGGAUCAUCCACGGCCGUGGGUACUCUGAAGAGGACAAGAGAGGCUUCACCAGGCUGGUCUACCAGAACAUCUUCACGGCCAUGCAGGCCAUGAUCCAGGCCAUGAACACGUUACAGAUCCCCUACAAGUAUGAAAAGAACAAGGCAAACGCCAGUAUUGUCAGCGCGGUUGAUGUGGAGAAGGUCACAACAUUGAAGAACCCUUGCGUAGACGCCAUCAAGAGCCUGUGGAGUGACCCAGGCAUUCAGGAAUGUUACAAUCGGAAGAGGGAAUACCAACUCUCCGACUCAGCCAAAUACUAUCUGAAUGACUUGGAUAGGAUUGCUGAUACUCGCUAUCUGCCGACGCAGCAGGAUGUUCUGAGGGUCAGGGUGCCCACAACAGGUAUUAUAGAGUACCCCUUUGACCUAGAGACUGUAGUGUUCAGGAUGGUGGAUGUGGGCGGCCAGCGUUCAGAGAGGAGGAAGUGGAUUCACUGUUUCGAGAAUGUCACCUCCAUCAUGUUCCUGGUGGCGCUCAGCGAGUACGACCAGGUCCUCGUCGAGUCCGUCAAUGAGAAUCGCAUGGAGGAAAGCAUGGCCUUGUUCCGGACAAUCAUAACCUACAAGUGGUUCAAAGAGUCCUCAGUCAUCUUGUUCCUCAACAAGAUUGAUUUACUGGAGGAGAAAAUCAUGUACUCGCAUUUGGUCGACUACUUCCCUGAAUAUGACGGUCCCCAGCGGGAUGUCGAGGCAGCAAAAGAUUUCAUCUUGGACAUGUUUGUCAGCCUCAAUCCAAACGAGAAAAAAAUAGUCUACUCCCACUUCACCUGUGCCACAGACACCAACAACAUUCGAUUUGUCUUCCGCGCGGUGAAGGACCACAUCUUGCAGGGCAACCUGGAAGUCUACAACUUGGUUUAAAUCGCUGGUGUUGCCGCUGUAAUUCAAUCGGCUUUGUACAGCUGGCAGCCAGGGGAGCUCUGCAGUGAUUCAGUUUGCCUCACACUGCUGCUGAACACUAUAAUCCAAAACAGGACAUUGAGAAGCUACAGAGCUUGUCGCCAAAUGACUGUACUACUGAUGUAUUUCAAUUUUUCAUGUUAGGCUCUUUGAAAAUGGAUGUCUCCAGCUAUAAUGAAGUGUGUCCUGACAAUUAAAGCGCUGCUUUAGUGAGGAGUCUAUUACAGUAUGCACUCUGAAAUUUAUGGAGCCCUUUGUGAACGUUUCCGAGCAGUAACAGUAUAAAUGCACAUGGAUGGAUUGAGAAGGGGGAAAAAAAAGUAUUUCUGUGGCCUCAAAAGCUUCUGAGGACUUGUAAUGUACUAGGUCUCUCCUUCAGGGAAUCUGUGGAAGUGAAUGUAGACUAACUGCAAUGCAGCACCUCACAUCACAAACCCCAAUUGGUCAUAGUUUUUUUAUUUUUUUAUUUUAUGUUUAAAACCAUUUGCAUCACUCUACUUAGUUUGUGUCUUGACUUAAAGGGAAAAAAGUUAUAACGAACACUAAUGACACAUGUACUAUCCUGCAGAUGUUGAUUUGCACACACGCUUUUUGUAACAUUGGUCCUUGUGUUGAUAUUCUUGUGUGUGUGGGUAUUAUCAUUUACACAGUCUCAAUUCAAGGUAUGCUGUGUUUGUCUUUGAUGGCAUUAUUCAGUCUUAAACCACUUGGUAUGACCACAGCAUUAAUGUAUUGUUAUGUAAUUUAACAAAGAUUUCAAAGGGAAUGUUACUACGACCUUACCAGACUAUGCUUCCUUUUUUUGGGUGGGUCUUUAUUUUGUCAAAGCUGUAGAAUCAAGUGUUCAGGGACUGUUUUCUUGGAUUAAAGGGUGACUUCGCCAAUUUUACACAUUAAAGAUGAUACUUGAUAUCAUUCAUCUACUUAAUGUGGCAUUCUGUCACCCGCCCUUCCAUUUCAUCCACAUCACAACACCGCCGUUGUUCGAAUCUUCUGCCCCCUCAAGUGUGUGCCAGUGUGUUGCACUAGCUAAUGUUGCUAAUGCUAGCCAGCUAACGUUAAUGUUGCCUAUGCUAGUUAAUGUUUACAUUGGAAGUUUGUGUUUUUCAACCAAGAGUGUUGAUGAUGACAAAACACAGAUAUCAUGUGAUACCAAUAACGUUAUGCUAUUGGCUUUUUUUCAGAAGCUGAAACCUCACGUCAGAAUUCUUACACAGACAAACAAAAAAAUGAUUUUGAACCCAACAAAAUCUUCUAAAUGAUCAAUUCACAAUCAAAAUAAUGUUUUGAAGGAGAAGAGAUUUGUUUAUUCUGCACUUUCCUACAUGAUACAUCAAUUUUUCAUUUGUGGCUCCAGAGGAAGCUGCAUGUAAUCUGAUAAAUUGCAUUGAGAGAUGUCACUUGUUUCCGAACUUGCAUUGUGGGUAAUGUAGGCAGAGGAUUUUGAAAAGCUGUCCAUUUGUCGUAAUUGCCCUCCUGUAACACUGGAUUCAUUAUGGCCAGUUUAAGAACAAAUGCUCAAAUUCAAUCUUUUUAUUCCCUGCAUUCAUACUUCUCUUCAAAACUGGGUGCAACUUGGCCGCUGAGUGACAUCACUGGAGGCAAUUUAUCAGAUUGUGCGCAGUUUCCUCUGGAGCCACAAAAAACUUUAUACUACUUUAAUGUGUAACAUUGGUGGAGUUACCCUUUAAAAAGUGUUUCUUUCUGAAAAAUCAUCUUCUGUAAGGGCUUUAGGACUUUCACCAUUAUUUAUCUGAAUGCACAUUGUAAAUAUAACAUGGUACAGUAUGUUUUUCCACCUUUACUUGCAUCAAGGUCAGCGCUGAAAGGCUAACUGCUAUAAAGAGAGGACGGUUAUGUUAUGUAAUCUCUGUGGUAUUAAACUAGUGCCUUCUCCUGCUUAAUUCGUACAAUGUUCAAGGGUAUCAAAUGCAUGAAUAAGAAGCUAAUGAGAGCGUAUCCACAGCCCUAAUGUUUACACGACCCUUCUCUUCUCGUUAGAAAUAAUUACAGCCUAAUUUGUGUGGUUUAAUUUAUGGUUCACUGUCACUGCGAUGUCUUAAUGCAGUCUUAGUGUUUUUAAUGUGAUCGGUUGAAUAAACAGAGGUUUUUCCCUGUUCA